Molecule: messenger RNA, 1665 nt
Organism: Elephantulus edwardii (Cape elephant shrew)
Lineage: Eukaryota; Metazoa; Chordata; Mammalia; Macroscelidea; Macroscelididae
Gene: GFRA1
Product: GDNF family receptor alpha 1
Exons: 9
Coding region: 241-1632 (463 amino acids)
Biological process (GO): nervous system development
Cellular component (GO): signaling receptor complex; external side of plasma membrane
Molecular function (GO): signaling receptor activity
Source: RefSeq, a predicted model, not a curated record
UCCAGGUUGGGUCGGACCUGAGCCCCAGAAGCGGCACCGCCUCCCGCCCCGCUGCCCGCGGGGAGCAGAGUCGCCGGCGGUGGUGGCGGCGGCGGACCUGUGACUUCGCUCUCGUGCUGGAUGGAGCUGAACUUUGUGCAGCGGGAGCAGCGCGGCUGUCCGAUCCUCGCCGCCUACUGAGCUCCGGCCGACCCCGCGCGCCUGGCGGUUCUGGGCGGGCAGCAGCUGCGCGCCGGCACCAUGAUCCUGGCCACCCUGUACUUCGCGAUGCCGCUCCUGGACAUGCUCCUGUCGGCGGAGGUGAGCGGUGGUGACCGCCUGGACUGUGUGAAAGCCAACGACCAGUGCCUGAAGGAGCAGAGCUGCAGCACCAAGUACCGCACGCUGAGACAGUGCGUGGCGGGCAAGGAGACCAACUUCAGCCUGGCGUCCGGCCUGGAGGCCAAGGACGAAUGCCGCAGCGCCAUGGAGGCGCUCAAACAGAAGUCCCUCUACAACUGUCGCUGCAAACGGGGCAUGAAGAAGGAAAAGAACUGCCUUCGCAUCUACUGGAGCAUGUACCAAAGCCUGCAGGGCAACGAUUUGCUGGAAGAUUCCCCAUAUGAGCCCGUUAACAGCAGAUUGUCCGAUAUCUUCCGGGUGGUCCCGUUUAUGCCAGUGGAGCACAUCCCCAAGGGGAACAACUGCCUAGACGCCGCCAAGGCCUGCAACCUGGACGACACCUGCAAGAAGUACAGGUCCGCGUACAUCACCCCGUGCACCACCAGCAUGUCCAACGAAGUGUGCAACCGCCGUAAGUGCCACAAGGCGCUCCGGCAGUUCUUCGACAAGGUCCCUGCCAAGCACAGCUACGGGAUGCUCUUCUGCUCCUGCCGGGACGUGGCGUGCACCGAGCGCCGGCGGCAGACCAUCGUGCCCGUGUGCUCCUACGAGGAGCGGGAAAAGCCCAACUGCCUGAACCUGCAGGACUCCUGCAAGACCAAUUACAUCUGCAGGUCUCGCCUUGCAGAUUUUUUUACCAACUGCCAGCCAGAGUCAAGGUCUGUCAGCAGCUGUCUGAAGGAGAACUACGCUGACUGCCUCCUCGCCUACUCGGGGCUUAUCGGCACUGUCAUGACCCCCAACUACAUUGACUCCAGCAGCCUCAGCGUGGCCCCAUGGUGUGACUGCAGCAACAGUGGGAACGACUUUGAAGAGUGCCUGAAGUUUCUGAAUUUCUUCAAGGAUAAUACAUGUCUUAAAAAUGCAAUCCAAGCCUUUGGCAACGGCUCCGAUGUGACUGUGUGGCAGCCAGCCCUCCCAGUGCAGACCACCACUGCCACCACCACCACGGCCUUCCGGGUCAAGAACAAGCUUCUGGGGCCCGCGGGGUCAGAGAAUGAAAUCCCCACUCACAUGCUACCACCAUGUGCAAAUUUACAGGCGCAGAAGCUGAAAUCCAACGUCUCAGGCAGCACACACCUCUGCCUUUCUGAUCGUGAUUAUGACAAGGAUGGUCUCGCUGGAGCUUCCAGCCACAUAACCACAAAAUCGAUGGCUGCUCCUCCAAGCUGCACCCUGCACCCACUGCUGGUUCUGGUGGUCACAGCCCUGUCCACUCUGUUACCUUUAUCGUUGGCAGGAACAUCGUAGCUGCAUUUCCAAGGCCACGUGGACGUGUAAAAA